Messenger RNA from Penicillium samsonianum, 2562 nucleotides. RefSeq names its product RING finger protein. The coding region runs from base 1 to 2562 and encodes 853 amino acids. The record is from RefSeq and is a predicted model, not a curated record. Lineage: Eukaryota; Fungi; Ascomycota; Eurotiomycetes; Eurotiales; Aspergillaceae. The transcript has 6 exons.
AUGGCGGUGGCGGAUGUGCCCGGUCUCAUGGACAUUGCCAGUACCCUGGCCCAAGAUGAGAUCCCCUUCAAGCUACGAUGUGCCAUGUGCAAUAAGCUGGCGGUGAACGCAUUUCGUCUCCCCUGUUGUGACCAGUCCAUCUGUGAGACCUGCCAAGCUUCCCUGUCUGACACAUGUCCCGUCUGUACACAUACCCCGGUCUCUCCCGAUCUCUGCAAACCCAACAAGGCUCUGCGGACCACUCUCAAGGCUUUCCUGCGCACCGAAGAGAAGAAGCGGGAAAAGGACCGCCAAUCUGCGGCGCCUCCAACGCCAUCCAAUAUCCCACCUGCGGAUACAAAAAUACCUAUCCAGGAUGCAGCUCCCGAUCAAAAUGGGGCUGAGCUAGUGACAGCGGUGGAGACCAAGGCACCUCUCCCUCCGGAUUCUACGGAGCCUACAGAGUCAAAGUCUCAAGAGCCAGGACUAGACACACCGGCCCUGGACACAACUGGAGAGAGCAUUCCAGAGGCAGGCGCCCCGGUAUCGGCAGAUCAUCCAGCUCAGCCCGAGGCAACUGGUGAUCAACUCAACGGUACCGAACCGGCCCUUGAGUCCACGACUGAAGAUGCCGCAGUCAGCGAAACCCCACUAAAUGGAGAACCCGCUCCCCCUCCUGAGGAGGUUCCUGGGGAAUCCGGUACCAACUCGAUGACCCCAAACAUGGCCGGAAACUUCCCCGCGAUGGGCUGGAACGGAAACGGCAUGAAUCCUUUCAUGGCUGGCAUGUUCAAUUACCCGAACACGAUGGGUAUGCCCAUGGGGAUGGACCCGAUGGCAAAUCAGGGGAUGUACGGAAUGAACAUGACUGGCAUGGGCAUGAACACUGGGAUGAACUACAACGGGGGCAUGUAUGGAUCCUUAGGAUGGGACGCAUCCCAACAGAACAACAAUAUGUGGCAAGGCGGCCAAAAUAAAUUCAAUCCAAAUGCUUUCGCAAAUGGCACGGGUCCUCCUUAUGGAGGUGCAUUUGGCGGGUCUAAUAUGUCUGCUUACCCUUCUCACUCAGACUAUCAGUCCGGUUACUACGGUGGUUAUGGCCGUGGUGGAUACCGAGGUCGCGGCCGUGGCCAGUUUCAUGGCUCCGGUCGAGGUGGCUUUGGACCCAUGCAAGGUCAUUACCGUCAGGGUGCUAACUCAGGCUAUCCCAACCAGAACCCAAGCAUGGCUAAUGGUCUCAAUGGUACUCCAGUGGAUGCUCAAGGUAAUAUCCAAACAAAUGAAGCUGCUCCAGAAUCAGGUGAAACUGGACCCGAUGUGCCGGGUAAUCCAGACGAUAUCCCAACAGACACCACAGACCAACCCCAAGGAAUUCCCACAAUUGACAGCCUUGAUAAUCCUGUACCAACUGGCCCUGGAUACGGUCAUAUGAGUAAUGGGUAUGGCCAGUACAGGUAUGGCCGAUAUGGACAAGAACGCGGGCCAGGUGUCGAAGGCGCUCCAGCUGCUCCGCGUGCCAUGCGGCAGGGGCUACCCAACACCAGUGUGCUGCGACAACGUGGUUUCCAGAUUCAGGGCCGAGCCAGUAUUUCUUGUGAACCCACUGAGGACAAUCGCACAAGGGCCACAUCCAACGCCCUGUCCCAACGUGCGCAGUCUCGAUCCCAAUCUCCCUCUCAAAUUCCAGCUUCUCGCCCCCGUUCACCAUCUGUUCACGGUACUGAAGACGACCGUGACAGUCGGCGUGGUGCAGAAACCAAACGCCUAGAUCGGGUUGAUGAGCUACAAUCCGACGCCCGUCACUCUCGCUCUCCAUCCCGCACAUCUUCUCGUCCGUCCUCGCGACGCCGACAUCACGACAGUGAUCGGGAGCGAGAUAGAAGAACCAAUCACCGUUCACAACGCUCCCGUCGUCAUCGCAGUCGUAGCCGCAGCUCAAGUCGACACGGCGAUGCCCGUCCCUCUGGUCGCCUAGGAAAGAUCGCAGAGAAAGAUGGAUCAAAUGGCAGGACCAAAGCGUCCUCCGAGGCCCCAGAGUCGCGCGAUCUAGCAAGCCGAAUCAGCAGCACCUACCGCUCCACCAAGGACAGAGGGAGCCGCCGCGAAGAUGACAGAUCACGCGAACAGGACCGAGAUCUCCGACGCCGAGAUCGUGACCGAGACCGCGACCGCGACCGUCGUGUCAGAGACCGUGAUUCCGAUCGCGAACGUCGGCGUGAUGGCGACCGCGAUAAAGACAGGACUUCGGAGCGCGACCGAGAUCGACCAAGGGAGCGUGAUCGUGAUCGCAAGCGCUCUCGCCGCGAUCGAUCCCCGUCUAUCGCCAACGGUGACCAUCCCCAAGCCCGCCGUGUGAAACGUGGCGAUGAGGACCGUAGUCGGGACACGAACGGAGCCUCAACCAAGAGGGCCGAACCCGAUAAAGACCCUUACACUCUUGAACGCGAAGCACGCAAUAAGGAGCGCCUUGAGCGCGAGCAGCAGCACCGUGAGAAGGCCAAGUCUGGCCGCCGCCGCGAUAGCCGGCAGGACCGUGUGGUGGCGGGCCGUCGCAUCAACUACAAGUACGAAGAUGAACUCUGA